Hemibagrus wyckioides is the source of this 1069-nucleotide messenger RNA. RefSeq names its product cardiac phospholamban-like. The transcript has 2 exons. Gene Ontology annotation, biological process: negative regulation of calcium ion import into sarcoplasmic reticulum; negative regulation of heart rate; negative regulation of ATPase-coupled calcium transmembrane transporter activity. Lineage: Eukaryota; Metazoa; Chordata; Actinopteri; Siluriformes; Bagridae. The record is from RefSeq and is a predicted model, not a curated record. Gene Ontology annotation, cellular component: membrane; sarcoplasmic reticulum. Gene Ontology annotation, molecular function: ATPase inhibitor activity. The coding region runs from base 210 to 368 and encodes 52 amino acids.
CCUUAAUUACCAUGAACACAGACGAUGAACUGUUCUGUUGUGCUCUCUAGCUCGAGCUUGGAAGUGCUCAUCACUUCUGUUCACCUUUAGCACCUUCUUUCACUUCUAACGACAGGAGUAAGCGCUAGCAGCUGACGGUAGCGUGGCUCAGUCCCCUGGGCGAUCUCUUCUCCUCCUGUCCUCUCGUCCGUGAUCCUCUGCAGCUCGCGAUGGAGAGAGUUCAAAACAUCACCCGCUCGGCCAUACGCAGGGCGUCCGUCAUGGAGGUGAACCCGCAGACCAAACGCAACCUGCAGGAGCUCUUCAUCAACUUCUCGCUCAUCCUCAUCUGCCUGCUUCUCAUCUACAUCAUCGUCCUGCUGUUGUGAGGAUGGAGGACGACGCGUGGACAAAGGAACCCGAGAACAGGACUUUCCUCACUUCGUUGCUAGAUUUUAUCGCAUGGUGUGAUCAUAUUUAGAUGUUUGAAUGUUCUAGAUAUUGUUUUUUUAUUUCUUACCAUUUUCAUAUACACUACCACCACACCAGCCUACACAUGUAACUAAAUCAGAUAUGAUUAUAUUUCACACACAGUUUUCAUAUGAUGGUAUUUAACAUGAACGCUGUCUCAGAAACAGGAUGGCAAAUAAUAAGUAAAUAAAAUUAAAGGGGCAAUGUGUCAUUUUUAAAUGUAUACUUUUUCAGAUAUAUAUAUCGAAGAGUCCUGCAUUAUUUCUGUGCAAUAGAUCUCACUACUUUUUGUUUCUGGCUUCCGUAUACAUUUUUUUUUCUGGCCCGGAAAUGACCAUCAACAUCAUCGGAGAGCUGUUUAAAAGGAAACCGAUUGGAGAAGGCUGGCCAAUGUUUUAAUCACUUUUGCAAUGUCUUUUCAGCCAGCAGAGGGCGCUAACCUUAUAUUAGAAAUUUUUUUACACACACAAAUCAAAUAUUUAGCCCCCAACAAAAAGAAAAAAAAUUCUUUUGUUUCCUACUUUGUAAAUAAAGUAUGUAAAAAAAUCACAUUGAAAAACAUAAAGUUUGUGUAAUAAUUAACCCUUUCUGUAGUAACUGUAACUCUAAAAUAAUAAAA